This is a messenger RNA of Spirometra erinaceieuropaei, 342 nucleotides long. NCBI's taxonomy places the organism in Eukaryota, Metazoa, Platyhelminthes, Cestoda, Diphyllobothriidea, Diphyllobothriidae. The record is from the annotation of a GenBank genome assembly.
AUGGCCCACAAGUCACAAAUGCCUCGAUUCCUCAAUUCCCUUAGUCAACCGCCUCCAACAUACCCGCGCUGUCAACGCACAUCCCGCGGGAGUGAUGUACUAACAACUAGGCAGCGUCAACUUCUCUCUCUGCGAUCACCCCUGCUGUCGCCCCAUGCCGCAAACCCCACGAAGACAGCCAUCCCCGUCACCGAUGAUCACAUCGCCGAUGGUCCACCGCCAUCGAUCUCCGGCACCAUCCACUCUACCCCAACCCCUGCGUCGAUCAAGGCGACCAACACUGUUCUCAUCACGAUAUCUCGCAUUCCCCCCACCGAUGGGACGACAUCCGACGUCCUGUAA